AUGGCAACAGAUAUUAAUACGUUAAUAGAGAGCUUUGAUUUCGAAGAAGAGAUUACCAGAGCAGUUCUCUAUGCUAGGAGUGCCCGGGAUAGUACACACAUAGUAAAAGACAUACUCGGCAGUGCGUUACAAGACAAACUCGACAGCGUGUCAAAACUUGAAGACAGGCUCAAGAAUAUCAAGCUAAAGUCUCCGGAUACUCUGAAAAUAGAGAUCGAUGAUGCGGGUGGACUCACGCCUUAUUGGGAUCGAUUGGAUGAUGAGACCAGUGACCAAAGUCGCUUCACCGACGAGGUCCAAGCCGCAAAAUCGGCGAUACUAGCAGUUAUUCUUCGAGUCCUUGGAAGUGCGACUGAGAUGGCUGAGUGGUUGAGAUCAGAGAUCAACAAGGAAGGGUUGCUCAAAGACGACAGUCUGCUCUUUAGAGCUGCCGCGUCGGGUAUUCCUGAAACCGUUGAUCUCUUGCUAGUUCAUGGAGCAGAUUUACUGAGAUUCAACGCAGAAGCCUGGAACGAGAUGAACUUGACCCGAACCCGUACAAAUGACAUGGACCUCCUGAUCGGUCUGCAUGUUUUCUUGCGGUCGCUUCCCGAGAGUCUUUACAUCGAAGUCUCCCCUCGCCCGGUUCGCGAUGGGGAAGGCGAAGUAUGGACAAAAACAACCACGCUUUUCAAGCUUCUACAGAGCCAUGGAGUAACCCGCCUUGGUCCCCAAAAUAUCCGAGCAUCUGAAAUGACCUGGAUCCAUGUCCCAAGAAACAACGUUAGUGUGCGUCGCUUAUUCGUCGAGGAUAACCCAGCUAAGCUCGACAGGUUGCGAGAGACAGACGCCAUAGCGGAAGCUGUUCUAGCCAAAAUUCGUUGGACGAAUCAUCUUACCAUUACGUAUAUGGAGCCAUCUUAUGAAUCAAGGGAUCUCCAGGAUCCCACAGGGGCAGGCUUGCAUAACACAUACAUGGCAAAAUGGUCGGCUAUUGUGUUUCCUUAUCUAGUGCUUACAACCAUCGAUCAACAAGUGAAAGAUAGAAAAGAGCGAAAGGUUCUUGAAGACGAGCUAAGCCAGGCACAGCACAUGCGUGACGCUUUAGAUCUCGACCUUCUAGGACGCACCUUGGACGAAGCCUACUAUCCGGGACUUGCUCGUGAAGCCCUGGAUCUACGGAAUCAAGACCAAGUAGUUUCACAGAGUAAAGAUACUUUCGAAUCCUACGACGAUCGGGAGAGACAAGGCAAGAAGAUCAAUGGGACUUCGUUCAUUCUCAUGGUGCCGCAGCUCUGGCUGUACAAGUUAGGUGAAGCUGUUGUAUCCUCUUACACUAUGCCACAUGGCACUGGAUACGCACUUGAUGAUUACGAUAAUGAGAGAACGUUCGAGAAAAGGGGUGGAGCAUUGUUCCUAAAAGAUGAUCAGCCAGUAGAUGCAGAAGCUCACCUCGGCUUGAUCAUGACUGGGUUCAUUGACAGAUUUGGCGAGCACUACACUUCAAACGGCGUCAAGUAUCCACCUCCACUAGACCUGUUUGAGACCAGAGUCGUUGGAAUCUUGUCGGAAGUGACAAACUACGUUAAGAAGGUUCCUGGAGAUGAGUCAAACAUCAACAAACUCGAAUAUCGCCGCGAGCGAUACUUCAUACACGUCAUAUCCGACGUGCGAAGUGAGCUUGCUAUGAUAAAGCACGUUCUCGAGCAACAGGAGCGCGUUCUGAAGCAGUUUCUUGAAAAUUGCUUACCUGCAAACGAAGAACGACUUCCACCAAAUUGGGUACAAAUCAAGGCCUCCCAAGAAACCAUCAAACAGUACAUGAAAAGAGUAGAGAAAAUCGAUGGCGAUGCAGACAGAAUUGAGAAGAGCAUACAGGACAUGCUCAACCUGAAGCGCACACACGCAAGUAUCAGAGAUGCACACAGCAGUCUCAUCUUGAGCACUGCUGUUAUUGGUUUUACCGUCAUCACAAUCAUCUUCACACCACUCGCAUUUCUCACGGCGCUCUUCGCUCUCAAGAUUGACGGAUUCGAGAAUCUUCAAAUUUCUGGUAGCGAUGGCGUUUUUCAUAGGGGCAAGAUCGGCGGCAUCUUCGUGAGUACUGAGAUCUUGACGCUACUCUUGACCGUCAUCGCAGUAUGGCUAGCAUUUAGGUACAUAAAUCCCGACGAAAUACGUCGCUGGGAAAGAAAGGCGAUUGGUUGGGUCAAGGGUUUGAUUGCGAGGCAUGUUGGUGCCAUGAUCUGGCCUAUAACUCUCAUCCUCUGGUCGAAAGGGCCAAAACGCGCCAAAGUCCCGGAUCCGGAAUCACCAAGGCAGAACGAGCUUCAGGGAUUGACCGCAACCCCCCCGGAGACUCCCAACCCAGCAAUCAUACCACACACACCGCAGGUACAAGAUGAAUCAACACCGAUCCGCAGUACGAGUGUCGCGACCUGGCCUGUGGGUCGUAAAGACCGAAUGAAACAUCUUCGCAGCACAGAGCGCACGAAAACCCCAAGUCUAGAAUCUUCAAGGCAGUUUAAGCUUCAAGUAGCAACCGCAAGUUCAUCGAAGAAUCCUCGCCCGGCAACUGCCGCACGCAGGGCAAGUACAGGAUGA
Messenger RNA from Alternaria burnsii, 2583 nucleotides. RefSeq lists its product as uncharacterized. The transcript has 6 exons. NCBI's taxonomy places the organism in Eukaryota, Fungi, Ascomycota, Dothideomycetes, Pleosporales, Pleosporaceae. The record is from RefSeq and is a predicted model, not a curated record. The coding region runs from base 1 to 2583 and encodes 860 amino acids.